AUGCGGCACAAGGGAGAGGUGGCGGCGUCGGACGGGAGCGGCUCCUCCAUCUGCUCCUCGCUGCCGCCGGCUCCUGAGCGAGCCUCCCCGGCCGGCGGCGGGGCCGGGCCCGGCAUGGAGUUCCCCGGGGAGCUGGCUGAGAUGCCCAGACAGUUCCCAAAGCUGAACAUAUCUGAAGUUGAUGAGCAAGUGCGACUUCUAGCAGAGAAGGUAUUUGCUAAAGUUCUCCGAGAAGAAGACAGCAAGGAUGCCUUGUCACUAUUCACUGUGCCUGAAGACUGCCCUAUUGGGCAGAAAGAGGCCAAGGAAAGGGAACUUCAGAAGGAACUGGCAGAACAACAGUCUGUGGAAACAGCAAAAAGGUUUGUUCAGUAG
Lagopus leucura (white-tailed ptarmigan) is the source of this 375-nucleotide messenger RNA. RefSeq names its product AMP deaminase 3-like. The transcript has 2 exons. NCBI's taxonomy places the organism in Eukaryota, Metazoa, Chordata, Aves, Galliformes, Phasianidae. The coding region runs from base 1 to 375 and encodes 124 amino acids. The record is from RefSeq and is a predicted model, not a curated record.